AACGUCAUUUCUGAUUGCUCAGAACACUGUGGAAAGCAUCCCCCCUUACAAUCUGACAUGGAGGAGUUCAGGGACUGCCUUGAAACUUGUGGGCUCUCCACACCUCACACUAUUGGGUCUUUAUUCACAUGGUCUGGGGUUAGAAGCAAUGGUAGAGUUAUGAGGAGGCUGGACAGGGCUCUGGUCAAUGACCGGAUGAUAGAAGACUAUGAGGAUAUCACUAUUUCUCAUCUUAGUAGAGCAUCAUCAGACCACAAGCCUAUUCUACUUCAAUGCAAGAAAGGAAGCCAAGCAGGUCCUAAACCUUUUAGGUUCUUGAAUGCAUGGUUAAAUCACCACUCUUUCCUCAAGAUGGUCUCUGAUCACUGGGAUAGUAGCAGUCAUCAUGGGGGUAUGGCUGGUCUAGCAUUCAAAUUGCAUGGGCUAAAGAGACACAUCAAAGAGUGGAACAUAAAGACUUUUGGUAAUGUGGUUAAUAAACUAAAGGAAGCCGAGGAAACAACAAUUAAGGCUCAGGAACAAUUUGAGAAGGACCCAACACCAGAAAACAGGGAAUUGGAUAAUAAGGCAAAGGCUCAGUUGAUAAGGGCUACAGAGAAUGAUCUAAGCUUUUGGAAACAGAAAGCUAACCUGAAAUGGAUGGAAGAGGGGGACUGCUGUUCCAAAUUCUUUCACUCCUAUGUCAAAGCCAGAAGAUCUAAUCAUCAAAUCAGAAGCAUAAUGGAUGAGAAGGGGAAAGAACACAAAGAUAUGGCAAUUAUUAAGCAAAUGGCUAUAGACUACUACUCCAAGCUCUACAACAACUCCAAAGAUGUAGAUAUGGAGCCUGUUCUACAUUACUUGGACAAACCUAUCAGCCACCAGGACAAUAUCAAUAUCAGCAAGAAAAUGCUGGACGACUUCCAAAGAGAGAGACUAGAAGUCGAGGCUAAAGCUGAUAAAUUAGUCAAUGAUCUCUGCAAGGCUGUUGAGCUUAAACGCUCCCUCCAAUCUCAAGAUCAAAUGAGGGAGGUGAAUGCUCAAAAAGAGGCUCUAGAACCUAAAACCAACCCUGAACCAUUCAACCACCAGGUUCUGGUUCUAGAAAAAUCACCCAGUUCAACACCAUCACAGAAACUCGAGAGCAUAACAACUCUCGCUAGGGCUACUGUGGUGAUAUUACCUGAAUCCCUUCCUAGCCAAGUCUCAACCAGCAUAGUUGUACAGAAAGUGGAACCAACUAAGGGACCUGACUCAGAACCACUUAUGCUUAUUCAAGAACAGAAAGAGGAGGAAGUUUUGCCUAUGGAAAUAAACGACCAUCUCCUUAAUUGUGUUGGAGACACACCUCAAGAGGAACUUGUUCUUGAGGAAAUAGAGCCCACUACCUAUGCCCAAGAUUCUAACGUUCAAGAGUCUGAGGAGGAAUCUAUAGACGAGGAAAUAUCUAGCACAGAGGAACCAAUAACAGAACCAUUGGGAAAUGCUGCUGAAAUUUUGAUAGGUUUGGCAGACGAACAGAAGAAGAAAAAGGUUAGAGGUGUAGGGAAGUGCGAGAAGUUGUAUAAGAGGAGGAGGGAGGGUCACCCGCCUAUAGAGCUUGAGUGUGAGGGGGAGCCUCAUGAGUUGGUAGCUUCUCAGGCCACCACUUCUGCUGAUAUCGCUGGGUCGUCUACGGAGUUGGGUUCUCAUCUGGGACGGGAGGACUCUUGGUUGCAAGGUCACACCCCUCGGAAGCAGCCAGAAGUUACGGACCCUGCACAGAUGGAGAUUCGUGAUAGAAUAGUCCAGCUGAAGAAAGAGGUCGCAGCCGGUACCUUUGUUCCAGAUGGGCACAAUGAUGUACUGACUAGAGCUUUAGGGACUGCUAAGCACCCGGGGCAGACGAGGGGUGUUGGGUCAUAUUCGGGCUUACGUAAAGUUUUCAAAGGCAACAUGAAGCCCCGUAAGCCUGAAGGUAACUAUAUGACUGAGAAGGAUCUUUUGCAGCGUCUUCCUUCCCUUUUGCAGCACGUAGUAGCAAGGCAUCUACAGAGGGUUGAGUUUAAAGACGACAAAUGGUCCCAUCGCUACUUCGUCAUUGAGUUCCCGGUUCACAGCCCCUUAGAUCUGCCGGGUGUCGUUUUCCGUAGUUGUAUUUCUCGGACAAAGUUCGAUGCAGUACCCCUGGCGGAGGCAGCAUACUACGCCUUGGGUCCUGACCCCAUCCCGUUCAGUCCAAUGACAUGGCUGGGCUGAGUCCCGGCAAAUUCUCAAGGCUAUAUCCGGCACUCUGUCUUCCUGCGCCCUCACCUCCCAGUCCACCCCGGCUCCGAUCCGGGAGGAUAGAUUGGGACUCUAUGACCCUUUAAGACUUUGCCUUCUACCAGAGGAUGCACAAGGCUAGACUUGGGCGUU
Cuscuta campestris is the source of this 2376-nucleotide messenger RNA. NCBI's taxonomy places the organism in Eukaryota, Viridiplantae, Streptophyta, Magnoliopsida, Solanales, Convolvulaceae. The record is from the annotation of a GenBank genome assembly.